Molecule: messenger RNA, 2026 nt
Organism: Styela clava
Lineage: Eukaryota; Metazoa; Chordata; Ascidiacea; Stolidobranchia; Styelidae
Source: RefSeq, a predicted model, not a curated record
UAACUUAAUACUACAUUGUAACUUGUCAGCGGUACAAGUGCACAUAGGUCGUGAAUUUUCACAAGUCGACAAGAAAGAACUUAAUUCGUUUGGGACUGUAAAAUCGAAUCACGAUGGCGGAUGAAGUACAAAUGGAAGAUUUAACGCAGGAAAAUAAGGAAAACGAAGAAGUAACACAGGCCACAGAUGACGAUAAAAAGCCUGAACAAGAAGAGGGAAAAGAGGGAGAUAAGGAAGAACAGAAGCAAGAUGAUGAAAAUAAAGAAGAACAGAAAGAGGAGGAAAACAAUGAACAAGGAGCAAAGGAUGAUAAAGAAGAUGAUGACGAGGAGCAACAGAGCAACGAAUCGGACGCCGAAUCAUUGAUAAGCGAUAAAAAUAAAGCAGAAGACACGAAAGCUGGGGCAGCAGACGUCGAAAUUGACGCUGUUCCAGAAGUCGCGGUAACGGCGGGAAACGGGAAAAGGAAUUCUGAAGACGUCGAGGGAGGACGCACUUUCGUUGGUCGUCAAGAGAUCGGACCAGGGCCGGAAGGUUUUGGCGAUCGUAUGAAGAAAUACAAGUUAGAAAUUAUCGUUGGGGUUCUGAUCGCGAUCCUGCUUAUCGUUAUCAUUGUUCUACUUGUAACCACUCUUGGUGGUGGAGGAUCAGGACAAAACACAUCGACACUUUCACCAAAUGUGGGGAAAACCACUACCGGAACAACUACCACUACGAUGGCUACUGCAACGGAAGGAGGGUCUGGGAUUGCAACAACUGGAGCAGCAAUGCCAGUGAGCACUACUACAAUGGGUAUUUCAUCGCCCACUCAUGCUACGACCAUCGAGACCAUGGAGGAAGUUACCACUGCUGAAGCCGUUACCACUACCACAAUGCGAACCAAUACCACAACGCAAACCACCACCACAAUGCAAACCACAACCGUAAGCCCCCCAACCACCAUUACCAAAGCACCUAACACAACAACCACUACUCAAUCGACCACCCCCGCCCCCACUGUUGCUGUCACAAAUUCUGAAACACUCCCGGUCGUCACACCGCCUCCCGAAAUAACCAUGAAGCCUACCAACGGCACUGGAUAACUUUGAGACUGUUUGAAGCUUAUAUCACCAAUUUAUGACAUUCGAAGACUUUAUUCAUUCCAAUGAAAUCGCCGAUAAUAUUCCAGGCUUGUCCAUGGGACAUAUUUUGGGGCAUCUUAUCCCAUAGAAUUUUAUGCCUGUCCCAUCCCAUGGGAUUCUCAUUGGAAUACAAUUCAAUAAAAAUUGCUAAAUUUACGUGUAUCGUCUACUAAAUAGGACUGCGUUUGCAAAGUGACAUGCAAAACGACAAAAUUUAUUGACUUUUUUAACUUCAAAAAUACAGAACUAUUCUAUGGGAAAUACGAAAGUGUGCUGUCCCAUCCCAUGUGAUGGACACGCCUGAAUAUUCACAAUUAAAAAUAGGGCCUUUCGCCUAUUGCAAGAAGUGCUAAUAGACUAUGAUAGAAUUCGAAUAUAGAUGGAAUUCGAAAUUUAUAAUAGUAAAACCUAAUUUUCGAGAUUUCAUUGCAAAAUCCUUAAAUUAAUAGGAGGUAUAUUAAUUUGGUUAUUCCCCUUUUUUAUUAUUAAUUCCAAUUUCUGCGAUUUAAACUCUGGACAUAGACAUGGUAUAUUCGGCAAAAUAAAUUCAACGAAAAUAUCCCAAUCAAAGAAAAGCUUUGAAAAUAUUCAAGUUAACUCAGCAUAAACAAAGCGGUCUUUAAACUCGGGAAGCGAGUCACAGGCAAUAUAUCGAAAUUUCCGCCAAUUUUAUUUAUUUUAACAUAAUCGUGAUAUUUAGUUCACAUUUUCGGAGGAAAACUUGCAAAUUAUGUUUAUAUUGACAUGAACUGAUUGAAAGUGCCGCGUCAACAGUAACUUUAACCUUUCGAGUAUUUGAUUCGGACCGCACCUGAUUCUUUAUUUUGGAUCAUUAGCCCCACUUCUGAAGUUUCCUUUUAUAAAAUAACAUUUAUAGUUUUGAAUAUAUAUAAAAAGAACUAUAA